AAAAUCCUGCGUGUCCAGCUCGAGAAUAGGAAAGCUUUGAUGUGCACACGAAGUGGUGGAAAUAGUGUAGAAGUUCGUAUCGUGGGUUUUGCUCGAAGUAAUCCACUGCUUUGCUGUUCGUGCAAGUACUAUUUCGUUUUCGAGUUCUCCGUGUGGCGUUAUAGGGAAGGAAACAUGUCUGAGGCUCUGAAUGCAUUGAAAGACUUCGUCCGUCAGCCAACUGGACAGAACCAGGCUGAUGAUACGGUUGUUCUUCAUGUGACGCACUCCAAUCUCAAGCAACGUUUUAUUGAGAUUCGCGUUGAUCUCCAUACUACAAUCGAGAGAUUGAAAGAAAGGCUACGUGAUCGAUCCGGUACAGCUGUGGAGUCUAUGCGCUUGCAGCUUUAUGAUGAGGACAACAAUAAAAUCUGUGAUUUGCUUGAGGAUUUUCGCCCAUUAGGUUACUACUCUCCUUUCGAUGGGUAUCGCAUACACAUUACCGAUAUAAACCCCACAUCUUUAUCAGCAGGCGGGUGGUUGGAGGACACUUCUUUGGUGGAAAAAUAUAAUAUAUCAGAAGAUGCAUAUAAUAAGCGUGAAGAUACUUACAGGAAAUACCGUGAAAGGAAACUUGCGGAGGAUCCAACAUGGACUUUCGCCAAAGAGAUUGCUAUGCGCAAGGGCGAAACUUAUGUACCACCUCAACAGGUUACAGAUGAUUAUAUGGGUGAUAUUGCUGCAAAUAUUAAGGUUGGUGAUCGUUGUGAGGUUGACCCGGGCGGCAAGCGAGGGGAGGUAAAAUUCGUGGGGAAAGUUGAAGUGCUUGCUGCUGGCUACUGGGUUGGAGUACAGUAUGAUGAACCCGUCGGCAAGCAUGAUGGCGUAGUAAAGGGCAAGCGUUACUUCACAUGCCCACCAGGCCAUGGCUCCAUUCUACGACCUGACAAGCUUAAGGUUGGAGACUUUCCAGAGCGUGAUCCUUUUGAUGACGAGUUCGAAGAAAUCUAAUGUUUGCAAUAUAGGAUAUCUUUACCUUUCCAAGUGCUGGAAGUUCAGUUUGAUUUCUUUCCACUUGUUUUUUCGUGUGGCAAUUUUUCCUUUUUUCUUUUUUCUUUUUAUCCUGUCUCAGCAAGUUCUUAAUUUUGUUUAUCCUGCACUUUUGUAAUUCAUUUCUUUUAGUGGGACAGAAACGUAGAUUAAUUUAGAAAAAGUGUCUGGUAAUUUGGAUUUGUUCACUCACACCUUUGAUCUUAGCAAAUCGCCAGCCAGUUAAGAAUAGAUUCGAAAGUGAGUGGUACAGAUAAUCUGAAGGUAAUUCACCUAUUAAAGAUGCAUUAUAUAAGCCCAGCACAUGAUUAACUACUAUAAGUGCUUUCUUCUGUGUACUCAGAAAUUAUGACAAUUUUCUGAGGUGCAUUUAAGUCUCCACAAGAGAUUACAAUGUUUUAGGAUCUCACAUACCCGAAUAAACUUUAGUUAAAUAUAA
Molecule: messenger RNA, 1468 nt
Organism: Physcomitrium patens
Lineage: Eukaryota; Viridiplantae; Streptophyta; Bryopsida; Funariales; Funariaceae
Product: tubulin-folding cofactor B
Biological process (GO): post-chaperonin tubulin folding pathway; cytoplasmic microtubule organization; tubulin complex assembly
Cellular component (GO): cytoplasm; microtubule plus-end; nucleus
Molecular function (GO): microtubule plus-end binding; alpha-tubulin binding
Source: RefSeq, a predicted model, not a curated record